Messenger RNA from Dermochelys coriacea (leatherback sea turtle), 5414 nucleotides. It is a transcript of the gene BPGM, whose product is annotated as bisphosphoglycerate mutase. Lineage: Eukaryota; Metazoa; Chordata; Testudines; Dermochelyidae. Gene Ontology annotation, biological process: glycolytic process. The record is from RefSeq and is a predicted model, not a curated record. The coding region runs from base 456 to 1469 and encodes 337 amino acids. Gene Ontology annotation, molecular function: intramolecular phosphotransferase activity. The transcript is spliced from 7 exons.
GGCCAGCCCUCGGCCCGUCUCUGAUAGGCAGCGGCUGGGCUAUUUCAUGAGUGACAGCUCGACGCCCCGCUCACAGGGGCGCGCUCCGGGAGCCAGUUUGAGGCUCUGGUUACCACCGCUAGCGUGUGGGGCUGCUGCCGGCCGCGGGAAGACGCGGCACUGAUGCGGCUGGGCGGUGGCUUAACUCGUCCUGCUCUCGGCCAGCCACUUGGGACAACUUAAUUUCCUCCAGGGCUGUUACUACGCUGGUGUUUGUUUGUGUUUCACGAAUGAGAAAUGCGAGCUGUGCAGUGUAAAGGAUGGGGCAGCGGAUAGCUUCAGGCUGAGGUUGUGAUCUUCUGACAGCAACUCCAGUCUCUGUGCCUGGGGGUUUGUGUAAGUGGAAUACAUUUACAGUGAUUCAGAUGGAUCAUCAUUAAAUACUAGACUGUAAGCUGAGUGAAGCCAGAAUCAAAAUGACUAAGUACAAACUUGUUCUGUUAAGACACGGAGAAGGAGCCUGGAACAAAGAGAACCGCUUUUGCAGCUGGGUGGAUCAGAAGCUGAGCAGCAAUGGAAUAAAGGAAGCUCAGAACUGUGGGAAACACCUCAAAGCGCUAGGUUUUCAGUUUGACCAUGUGUUUACAUCCAUCCUAAGCCGUUCUAUUCAGACUGCUUGGCUGGUGUUAGAAGAGAUGGGGCAAGAAUGGGUUCCCACCCAAAGUUCAUGGCGUCUGAACGAACGCCACUACGGUGCACUGAUAGGUCUCAACAGAGCAGAAAUGGCUCUGAACCAUGGUGAAGAGCAAGUGAAAAUAUGGAGAAGAAGCUAUGAUGUUACUCCACCUCCCAUAACUGAAUCUCAUCCUUACUACAAAGAGAUCUAUGAUGAUCGCAGAUAUAAAUGCUGUGAUGUGUCGCAGGACAAACUCCCAAAGGCUGAAAGCUUAAAAGAAGUUCUGGAGAGACUCAUUCCUUAUUGGAAUGAAAAGAUAGCACCAGAACUGAAAAGCGGCAAAAUGAUCCUUAUAUCUGCUCAUGGAAACAGCACUAGGGCACUGCUCAAGCAUCUGGAAGCUCCCAAGUUCCAUAGAGACGUCUCUCUGCAGUGUCCAGUCCCUCUUCCUGGACACUCACAAAAAGGUAUUGCGUUUGCUGCCUCCAAAGAGGGCCCAUCAGCCUGUCAGCGGCCAUUGUCUGUUUCCAGAGGCAGGCAGGCUUCCUGGAGAGACAGCAUCCCCUGUUGUUAUCGUUCAUGGGAAAUCUCUCCUGCACUUGCUAGUCUUCAUGGCUUUGUUUACCUUCUAUGCAUCUCCGAUGAGGAUAUAGUUAAUGUUACCCUCCCUACUGGCGUGCCUGUGCUCCUUGAACUCGAUGAGAAUCUGCGCCCUCUUGGCCAUCACCAGUUUCUAGGUGAUCAAGAGGCUGUCCAAGCUGCCAUCAGAAAAGUGGAAGAUCAAGGGAAAGUCCAACCUGUUGAGAAGAAAUAACGCUUCCAGAUGCUGCCCCCACUCGUGUGUGUGUGUGGUAAUAAGUAGUGCUUUGUGAGUGUUAAGUUGCACUUUGUGAGCUUGUUAAUUUUAAAUAUUAAUUAGGAGCGCUAGUUAUGCGUUCUGUUAGUAGAGCAGCCUUUCACCUUUGGUGACUAGAAUUCAAAUCCCAGUGUGGGUUACAGGUGAAGAGGAGGUGGCUGAUUUCAUCCUAAGCAGUAGUAAGGACACCAUAAAAUUGCAGAAAAAAGUCUGCCACAAAUCUUUGCUAAAGAAAGGCCCAAGCCAGCAAUAUGGUAGGAUAUAUUACAGGUCAGGUCAGGAUUAAGAAGUAUUGGCACAGCUCUGUGGGGAAAGCUUGCAUUGCAGAACACUUGGCUCCCAGUAACAUUUGAGGUCACUCACUUUCACAAGCCCUAAAUGCUCCCAGUUUGCAAAAAGUAAGUAUUAGGUAGUAAAGUGCCAGUUAGAUUGUUCUUUAUGGGGAGACCUGUUAAAAAGCCUGCCUGUAGCACUAGCGUAUACAUUACAGGCAGUUCUCUGGUCGUCUUAUUGCAGUGACGCUGCUGUGGUUGAGUGCAUUUUUGCUAGCAGCUCAUUUUAGAAGCACAAAAAAGUAUCUUGUGGCUUGACUCUUCCGGCUUGACUCUUCCAAGGCUAGUUUUUGUUCUAGAAGAAGCACAAUCCUACUAUCUACACAAGGGAGUGGGGUAUGCUUGGAAGAAGUCGCCUCUCUACCAUUCCCCCUUCACCUUGCUUUCAAAACCAGUUUUUAGGGCUAAAUUCUGCUAGGUUGCACCAGUGAUAGGUGAAGGAUGGCCCAGUGGUUGGGGCACUGGCCUGGGACGAGGGAAACCAGGUUCAACUCCCUGCUUUGCCACAGACUUUGUGUGACCUUGGACAAGUCACUUAGCCUCUCUGGGUAUGUUGACACAGCCCACAGCAGCAAGCCUUCUGUGUCAACAGACACAGGCUCAUGGGGCUCAUGCUAGUGCUCUAAAAAUAGUGCUGUAGACAGCACUUGGAAGGGGUGGCUUGGGCUCUGAAGACUUGGGAGAAGGGUUAGAGCGCUAGUGUGAGCCCCGCUAGGUUGAGUCUGUUGACCCAGGCUGGGAAGCUUGCUUCUGCAGGCUGUGUAAACAUACCUGUAGUGCCUCAGUUCCCAACUGUGAAAUGGGGCUCCUAGAGAGGAGACGACGGGCACCCCUGUGAUAAAACCACCCAUUGAAAGACACUCCUGCAACCAGGUUGCUCAUGGGAUAUGUACACAUGCAUGCACACCCAUGCAAACCUCGUGGGAUUUCACUGAUGUAAUUCAGCAGACUUUAGCCCUCAAAACAAGGAGCACAAAGAGGUUAGUGCAUGAACAGAACUUCAGACUUGUCAUGGACAUAGCCGUUAAUUAGAACAAGUAACCCGGAUAGGUUUCAAGCACUUAACAGGAUCUACAGGCUUGAUCCAACUCCCAUUAAAGUCACUGAUAACACUGACUUGAUUUGAAUAGGGCCUGAUCCAAACCUUUGAAAUUCCCCACUUUCACCACUCUGUGGCACUCCAGAUAAGGGCUAGAGAGUGGUCUCCACUGAACUCUUUACAAACAUUUUUUCAAGUGAGAUUACCACGGUGUUCCCAAAAUUAACUCCUUGCAAGAGCCAGUACUGGAGAGAUUGUAAUGGUGAGUAGUGUAUGUAUGUGCAGUGCUACUCCAGGAAAUAAAUAUAGCUGUUUCAUUGUGUGAUCCUGUAAACAGUAGAGAAUGUUAAAAUUUACUUCUGAAUUCAUUCCGGUGAACCUCUUAUCUCUACUACCCACUACAGUGUGUGGUGUCUUAAUUUCCUUUUUAAAAACCAAAAAACCCCAACUUUGUGCUUGGUUUUUUUUACAGGCACUCUUGUCAGGAAAUUAUGAGCCUUACUCUAGUUUCUCUUGUGCUAGUGUAAAACCGCUGUAGCUUAAAUCUGAAUCCAUCCCAGUAACUGAACUCUUUCAGUGGUCCAAAUUCUGCCCUCCGAUGCACAUAGCCCCCACUGACUUCAACGGAAAUUGCAUGUGCCAAUUUGAAGGCAGAAUUUUGCCCUUUGUUUUUCAGUGCAGCCAAGCUAUGACUGCGAGGGAACAACUGUGAAUUCCUUGAGUGCAAUGCCUGUAAAAAAUCUCACAUGGAGCUGUAUGCAGUGAGUGGCUUGUUUUUUAAUUGGAUUUUUAUAGGUUCAAGAAAAUGACUGCCUCCUGGCGAAUUGAGCAGCCUUGCACUUCUUUAGCACUCUGACUUUCUGAGCAUAGUAGUAGCUUGUGUCACUAAAGCAUGCUGAUUGUAACAGACCAUAUUGCUGGGUAUCUUUCCUUUACAUGAAUGGCAUUUGGACUCCUAGGUUUUUUGUUUGUUUCUAUUGCACUUGCAAAAGGGGGCUGGUGGCAGUCUCUCCUGUUUUUAAGAUAGUUUCUCUUUCUAAAAUAUGAAGUCAGUUUACUUUAAUCCUCAAAUGUAUUGUGCACUAGAUGAGAACCUCUAUACUUGUGACAUUGAUAAGCAACCUACAGCCUGAUGUAUGGUUUUUUUUGUAUAUAUUAUUCACCUGAAUAUGGUGUUUGAGUCAUAAAUGAUCUCCUCCUCCACGGUAGCAUCAGUACGUUGGCUGCCCAUCGGUGAAUGUUCACUUUCCAUAGCCAUACUGAAGAGCCCCAUCACUAAGAUGGCUUUUUCUUUGGUGUGACAAUUGACACUUGUGCUGGUAAAGACAUCCAUGAAGCAGCACUACCAUAGACUUCAGCAGGAGUGGAGUCCCUCAUCCAUAUGGUUUGAUAUGUACUUAGGGGUCUGAAUGUGGUGUGGGGGAGUGAAAAGAAAUACGGGUAAUCUAGUAUUUUUUGUAGAGAAUAAUUAGUAUAGUUUUGCAACCAAGACUACCGGCACCACAUGCUGCCCUCCGCUAUAUACACAUAACUCCCAUUGACCAACUGGGAUUCAUGGACAUGGAGCUGAGGCCAGAGCAUGGCUCUUGACUGUUUACCAUACUGCAAUGCCAAAGCAGUGCAACAUAGGAAUUUUUGAGAACUUGAGAUGCUGCAGCUACAGUGUAAUGCUCAGAAUGCUGAUAAAUAAGCCAGACUCUGCGGGCUUUUCAUAUAACACAAGGUCAGGGCUAGAUAUCUGUGUCUCAUGUUCUCCAGCAGAAGGGAAAGGAACACUGAUCUUAGGAACACCUGACCUUUAAGUAGAAGGGUUGGAGGGAAAGUGCUGAGUAAAUGUUCAGAAACCUUAGGUUCAGCAGCCAGCCAAGCGGGGCAAAUCGAAAAUGGUUUCAAAUGGAACUGUUUUUUGCAAUGCUCUUAACUCAAGAGGCAGUGGUAGUGCAGCAGGAAGUUGGACUGCAGUUGUUUGGGCUGAGACUCCAUUUGAUGACAAAGCAGCUCGCCAAGGUUCAGUACCCAUGCUCUUCAGCAUUGCCAGUGCAGGGAGUAACAGACCGAGACCUUGAUCUUCUCCUGGGGGCUAUAAAAUGCCCCUCAAUAGGGGGGAAAAAUUGGAGGCCCAAGCCAGGUGUUUCUGAGCACUUACCAGCACUGGUCUCUUGGCAUCCUUUGUAACUAUAUUAUUGACACCCAAUGGGGGGUGGGGUGCAUACUUGAGGACAGAAGCCAGCAUUCAUGGGGAAGGGGGCCUGAUCCACAGGCUCUGUUAUCUUACAGCAAAGGGAUGGAUGAGAAGCAGCCUAGUGACCCGUCUCAGUCCAUGAUUAGAAGAUGCAUUUUCCCUUGAUCGAGCUUCAGAGCUCUGGAAAUACAGCAUUUCCACAACUGACGACAUAGGCAUGGUUGGUUUGCUUAUGUGUUUAAAAUAUGUGGUUUGUUGUGUGAUCCUGUUGACAACACUUGUAAAUAUUUACUUGUAGAGUUAGCAAAUUCUUUAAAAUUCAAUAAACCAUCUAAAAUACAACUUUAAAA